AUGAGUUUCCCUAAGAGUUUUGGUUUCUAUGAAGACUUAAAAAACUUCACACUUUGUAUUACCUAAAAAUCUAACAACUAAGUUGGGUUUAUCAGCAACGCUCUCUAGAUUCACCCUACUAUUAAGUCCUGUGGAGAUAAUAUUGUCAAUAUAAGCUUUUCUCAUCAAUACGGUGGUGAAAUUACUAGCUUCACUCUCUAGUAUUAAAAGAAAAAUCCCGCUGUUGAAUUGGAAGUAAAGAGUAUUAACGGUGUUAACAAUAUUAACUCCAACGUAGUUUUCCAUUAAGAAGUUAAAACUAUUAAUUCUACUUAGAUUUACACUAACUCCUUAAAUUACUACUCUGUAAAUCACUUCUUCAAUAUUAAUCAGGAAAAAGAUUCUUUCUCAAUUAAUUUUUAAAUUGAAUCUCCUAACCAAAGAACUGAUUACUCUUACACAUUCUACUUAGGAUAAUUUAAUGCUCUCCCUCUUAAAUAAUAAUAGUAAUAACAAAUCGAUCUCAUCGUUAAGCAUGAAUAAGAAGAUGAAAAUUUAAAAAGAUUGUCUUAAUCUCCUUUAAAUGAUCACAAUCAUAAUUAAAAUGAUGAAGCUCUUUCAACCAAAUCCCACUCUCCUAUUUAAGAAGAAACGUUAUAUGGUCAUUACUGUAUUCCUUAAGUUAUUCCUACCACAACAGUAACAACAUAAACGCGAACUACUAUCUAAGAUUAAAUGAAAAUCGAAGAUAAUGUUGAGACCUCUUUUGCUAGACAAAGAAAAGGAUCUAAAGUGUCUUCUUCUAGCAAUUUCAAUAAUAACAGCGAAGAAUCCUAGAGCACUGAAUUCUAAAAUAAUAAAAAGAGCAAAUUUGACAAGAAAAACGUUGUAAAAAAUUUUGUCAAGGCUUUCGACAGUUUCUUCUUAGACUCUCACAAUGAUCAAUUAGUAAUGAAUAUUGCAUAAAUCUAAAGCAGAGAUCAAUUAAAGAAAUAUAAAUUUGCCUACGAAAAGCUUGAAAAAAGCAUGAAAUACAACAAUAAAAUGAUCAUUGCCAUCAUUUAUUCUGAAUAUAAGGAUAUCUUCUAGCACUUUCUCUAAACUGAAGCAGAUAAAUGGAUCCAAAACAGCUCUGUUUUUGACAAGGAAGCUCACAGAGCCAUUUUAAAAGAUUACAUAAGAGCUGCUGAAAAUCCUAGAGAUAUUCCUAAAAUUGUUAAUCUUAGAAUCAGAAAUAGAGAUGCCAACUGCAAGCUUAAUUUGUGA
Tetrahymena thermophila SB210 is the source of this 1245-nucleotide messenger RNA. RefSeq lists its product as hypothetical. Lineage: Eukaryota; Ciliophora; Oligohymenophorea; Hymenostomatida; Tetrahymenidae. The transcript has a single exon. The record is from RefSeq and is a predicted model, not a curated record.